AUGGGCUGCGCACGUAACCGCAAGAAGCAGACACGCGAGUUUCUCGACCAGAAAUGGGACUACAUUAACCUGCGGGACUUCAGGGCCAAAGGCUGUGGCCCCGGGUUCGCAUAUGGCUAUUUGUGCUUCAUGCUGAUUAUCUCGAUCGCUGUAUACGCCGUCGACAGCUUUACUGCAGUAAACUUGCUCGCUUUCGAUCAAUGGUCGUCCAAAAUCGAACCUGCUAUUCCGUUCAAUGUCUCCAAAUGGAUUUUUUCCAUUUGCAUCCUUCUCUCGUUCGUCAACCUUGCAUUUGAAGGCGUCCGAGCCUUCCGUGUAAUGAGGCGUGGCAAUGUGGCCGAAUGUUUCCUCGACAGCUUAGCAGUUCGCUGGGAGUCAAUCCGUUUUGGAGCUCAGGGUUGGAGGCGAUUUCUCGUCUUUGCGGAACUUACAAAGAGCAAAAAAGGGUCGGAAUAUGUGGCUCUGUUCACCUACUUCAGCUUCAAGUCCUGGAUCCGCGUCAUCUUUUGCUCUGGUCCACGUCAGGUUGUAAACGCCCUGACGCUGAGAUCGGUAUACGUAGCCAAGCUAGCACCCACCGCCACAAGCGUUGACGGGGCGAUCCUGGGUUUCUUCGACAAGGUCAGGCUACUGGCUGCGGAGGAUUACCAGCAGGCCGUCAUCUUGUCAGGCAUGUGUUUCACUCUUGUCGUUUGGUUCUUUUCGGCUUUGUUUCUGUUGCUGGCAGUCCUUUUCUACGUUUUGUUUUUGUUCCAUUGGAUUCCUCGUGCCGAUGGCGGUUUGAGUGGCUACUGCGAGAGAAAAGUCAACAAGAAGCUCUUGCGCAUCGUUACGACCAAAGUCAAUAAGGCUCUUGCCAAAGGGCAAGCGGACAGGUACAGGGCGGAAUUGGAAUAUGCGAAAAGGACGGGUGAGAAGGUAUCACAUCACGAUCGAGCGGCUACACUACCGACGCUACCUGGUGUCCCGCACAAUGUGGAUGACAGCCUUCCCAGAAUGCCUACCAUGGGACAAGAUGAGAGGACGGCCGUGGUACCAGUGUAUACAUAUGGCCAUGGCUCGUCUGGGAACACCGAAUUAGGCCCGAUGGACGGCAGGCGGCCAAUGCAACGGACCGGCACUUCUACAUCGGGCUCGAGCCAUUCGUCUCGGGCUCCUCUGAUGUCUUCUGCAGCAGACGUGGGAUAUGGCCCAUCAUACUCAUCAGCCAGUGUCCUGCCGCCACGAUCCAGUCCAUCCAACUCGCAACAGAGCUUUUCUAGCGGGAGACCCGGCUACGGACAUGCGACAAUUGGUUCUGGCAUUCCUCUGCGAACCAUCACCGCCAGCCCUGCCUUGACCGAGAGCGGCUUGCCCAUGUACCCAGGUCUUGUGAGGACACAAACGAACGGCUCGACAAUGGUCAGCAAUUACGGUGCAUUACCGCCUGCGAAUCGAAGCAACACAGAUCCCACCGGUUAUGCAACAUCAUCUCGUCCAUAUCAACCAUACAAUCCCUCCCGGGGUGUUGGUGGCCGGGAGAGCCCAGCUCCAUUUUAUGGAAACAACAGUGGACAUUUGCCACAAUUUCGGAGCGUGACAACAGGGUCAAUAGUGCCCCAAAAGGCGGGAGCUCAAUACUGUCCUCCGCAAAGAGACAUGAUGUCGCUAGCGUCAAUGAGACGUUUUUCAGACGACGACAUACUGGACUAUUACCAGACGCAACCAAGUGGAUACCAUAUCGAGUCACAACAGAAUCGCGGAUACUAUUGA
Molecule: messenger RNA, 1752 nt
Organism: Metarhizium album ARSEF 1941
Lineage: Eukaryota; Fungi; Ascomycota; Sordariomycetes; Hypocreales; Clavicipitaceae
Product: pheromone-regulated membrane protein
Exons: 2
Coding region: 1-1752 (583 amino acids)
Biological process (GO): potassium ion transmembrane transport
Cellular component (GO): plasma membrane
Molecular function (GO): potassium ion transmembrane transporter activity
Source: RefSeq, a predicted model, not a curated record